Messenger RNA from Saccharomyces mikatae IFO 1815, 1326 nucleotides. RefSeq lists its product as uncharacterized. The transcript has a single exon. Gene Ontology annotation, molecular function: hydrolase activity, acting on carbon-nitrogen (but not peptide) bonds. Lineage: Eukaryota; Fungi; Ascomycota; Saccharomycetes; Saccharomycetales; Saccharomycetaceae. The coding region runs from base 1 to 1326 and encodes 441 amino acids. The record is from RefSeq and is a predicted model, not a curated record.
AUGGCAACUUCAAAUAUCGAUGUAAACGAAGGAAUGGACAAGUCCCUGGCAGAUCUGGUAGCACCAUGGCGUCCAAAGCCACUCCAGAAGUACUGUAUAAGCAACACUAAUUUGAUAGACGUGGUGAGUGGUACCAGUAAUUCUGGUGCUUAUAUCUUCAUAGAAAAUGGUAUCAUUUCGAAGGUUGAAUUUAGUUCUGAAAAGCCAGUGGCUAUUGACGAAGACACUUUUGAAAUAAUUGACGGCACCGAUAAGUAUGUAACACCAGGGUUGAUUGAUAGUCAUGUCCACAUUGCGUCAGUUGCCGGGGAAGCCGACUUAACCAAGCUAAUGUUGAUGCCAAAGUCUGUCAUAUUACUCAGAAUAAGAUACACUUUAGAAGCCGCUUUGGCAAGAGGUUUUACAACAGUAAGAGAUUGUGGAGGUGCAGAAGGUUUUUUGAAGGCAGAAAUACUUCAAGGUACUCUGAAUGGCCCCAGAUUAAUAACAUGUGGGCAUGCCAUUUCCCAAACUGGUGGCCAUGGUGACCUAAGAUCCGGUGCCCUACCUGGAAGUGCCUUUGACAGCUGUUCAUGCCACUUUGGCCAGGUUGGUGUUAUUGCGGAUGGUGUUCCCGAAUGUUAUAAAGCAGCUAGAGAAGAAUUUAGAAGGGGCGCAGACUUUAUCAAGAUCAUGGGUGGUGGAGGUGUAGCAUCUCCUACUGACAAAAUAUCAAACAAACAAUAUUGUAAUGAUGAAAUAAAAGCGUUCGUAGAUGUUGCAAACGGUUACCAUACAUACGUAACAGCACACGCUUAUACUCCAGAAGCUAUACAAAACUGUGUUAAAUUGGGUGUUAAGGGUAUUGAGCACGGAAACUUACUAGAUGAGCCUACUGCGGAACUUAUGGCAGAAUACGAUUGCUACUUGACUCCAACCCUGGUAACCUAUAAAGUGAUGGGUUCAGAUCAAUUUGGCGCAUUCCUGGGACCAGAGAAUAGUAAGAAAAAUGCAGAAGUGCUUUACAAAGGAAUUGAUGCAUUGAAAAUUGCCCAAAGAAAAAAUGUAAAAAUUUGUUUUGGGUCAGAUUUAUUAGGCCCUCUAUAUGGUUAUCAAACACAAGAGUUUUGUAUUAGAGGGAAGGUUCAAAGCGCCCAAGAAGUUUUACUUUCGGCCACAGUGACACCUGCAGAGAUGAACGGAUUGGGUGAUAAAUUGGGACAAAUUAAACCGGGCUUCAUUGCGGACUUACUGAUGAUGAAGUCAAAUCCAUUAGACGAUAUAACAGUCUUAGAUAAACCAGAGACUAAUUUAAUUCUUGUGAUGAAAGGUGGAAGAAAAUACUGA